UGAUUUUCCUGAAAGACACGCGAAAUAGAGCGCCACCUGAUAAGCGCGUGAAAUACAAUUUUUGAAUUUGCACUCACACAACUGUAUAAUAUAUUUAUUGCUUAAUAUUUAAUAUAUAAAAUUAGUUGUCAAUAGGAUAAUAAAACAUUGUUUAAAUAGUUGAAAGUCGGGGAUUUUUUCAGUGUUGUUAGUGACAUUCUUCAUCUUCUCUGUGAUCAAGAUCUGUUAGUGUAAUUAUUAUUGAAGACAACUGAAGACAGCUGAGCUAUGGUAGUUGAGGAGAUUUAAUCAAGUUAUAUAGUUAAUUGGAGUUUUAUAGUGUUAGAAGUGCAUAGUUUACUGUAGGAGAACUUCAUGGAUAUGAUAAAAGAAGAUUGUGCCAGUGAAUGCUUUAUCUGAAAACCUCAUCAGGCAUUAUGGAGAAUAUACGCUUAGCCGUUCUUUUCUUCAUUCUUUCAAUAGGUGCGGUGCAGUCGUAUCUGGACGAGGGCAUGUUCAACAACAGCAUCGGCAGUUACCCCUACUUCGAAUUCAAUGUACCACGAAAUGUCACCACAGCCGUAGGCCAAACGGCCUUUUUACACUGCAGGGUGGAACAGUUGGGAGACAAAGCGGUUUCAUGGAUCCGUAAAAGGGAUCUGCACAUCCUGACGGCUGGUAUCCUGACGUACACGUCCGAUCAGCGGUUCCAGGUGAUCCGACCGGACAAGUCGGACAACUGGACAUUGCAAAUCAAAUUUCCGCAGCUACGCGACUCCGGUGUCUACGAGUGCCAGGUUAACACUGAACCGAAGAUGUCGCUUCCAUUUAGAUUGAAUGUUAUCGAAGCAAAAGCCCGCAUCCUCGGUCCCAGCGAUCUUCACGUGAAGGCCGGCAGCUCGGUGUCGCUGACUUGCGUCAUCAAUCAAGGACCGCACGAUCUGGGGACCGUGUUUUGGUACAAAGGUGACGAUAUGUUGCAGCCAACUCUACCACAUAUAAAUAAUGCCGAUACCUCGCUCCUCACCAUACAGAACCAAUGGACCGACGGCCUCACAUCCAGACUGCACAUCUCUAGUGUCCAUCUAUCCGAUUCGGGGAACUACUCCUGCGUCCCAACAAUAGCGGCCACCGCCAGCGUCAAUGUGCACGUUAUUAAUGGAGAACACCCAGCGGCGAUGCAACACGGCAACAAGAACACGGCGCCACUUCUCUCACUCCACUGCACCCUUGUAUAUAGCAUCUUCGUCAUCAUUGUGAAACACAUCAGAUGAAAAAUCCCACUGUAAAUAAAGGCAAAAAAAAUCAUUUAUCACCAGGUCCCAGCAAAGAAAAUACCGUGAACUACCCGUUACAAAACCGUCGUCACAAUGUUACAGUUUCCAAAUUUGUCAUUUCUCAUGUUUUGACUCUUCCUACCCCCCUUAACUGUGUAUAAAAACAUAUCUUUACGUUGUAUAUUAUAAAAUGGAAUAUGGAUCACCUCUAACAUUUAAUUCACCGCGACCCUGUCUGGACUUCAUCAACACUAUUACUAUGACUAUCUUAAUUUUGUUAAUAAUUCAUUGUAGAUAUUAUUUAUAGUAACUCGACUUUUUGU
This is a messenger RNA of Aethina tumida (small hive beetle), 1579 nucleotides long. RefSeq names its product zwei Ig domain protein zig-8 (gene dpr1). Gene Ontology annotation, cellular component: neuron projection membrane. Gene Ontology annotation, biological process: synapse organization. The record is from RefSeq and is a predicted model, not a curated record. Lineage: Eukaryota; Metazoa; Arthropoda; Insecta; Coleoptera; Nitidulidae. The coding region runs from base 387 to 1253 and encodes 288 amino acids. The transcript is spliced from 6 exons.